Caenorhabditis remanei is the source of this 1506-nucleotide messenger RNA. RefSeq lists its product as uncharacterized. Bases 1 to 1506 code for a protein of 501 amino acids. Lineage: Eukaryota; Metazoa; Nematoda; Chromadorea; Rhabditida; Rhabditidae. Gene Ontology annotation, molecular function: protein binding. The record is from RefSeq and is a predicted model, not a curated record. The transcript is spliced from 5 exons.
AUGUUAAUUUUGCAAGAAAUCCGACAGUUGGAUCAGUGGAAAAACUCAAGAUGUGUUGAAGUUUUAGUGGAUGGCUUUCAUGUUCAAAUUCAAGAUUUCCUACAUUUUGAGGAAGUUGAUAUUUAUUGUAAAAUGAUGUCAGUUCAAGAUAUUGUUUUGCUUAAAGAGAAUUUCCUGACAUCUUCAACGUUGUCUAGUUUCGAUAUACAAACGGACACUGACUUCGAUGAAAGCGAGCAACUCCAUGAAACUUUUGGACUUCCUUCACUUCCAGUCGAUCAGGGCGUUUCUCAGAAAAAGUGGUUCUUCCAGAUUCCUAAUAACGAAAAUGUUUUAAGUUCCACUAUGGCAUCUCAAACUUUGAUGGUGGAUUUCCCUGCGGUUAUCAAAUCAAAAGUAUUGGAAAAACUUGAUGUUUUCUCAAUUUUGAAACUUCGAAAAGUUUGUUGGAAGCUCCGCGAAUUUAUCGAUCAACAGCCACCAAAAUUGAAUAGUUGUACAGUUAAAGUUACUACUUCACAUGAAGACGGCAUAUCAAUUAUUGUGGAAUCACCAAAAUAUGGAGUGAACACACGGUAUCAACUAAAAGAAACGCUUGAUUUCCGUCCAGAUGGAAAUGGUUGCAUAAUGGAAUGGACAAAAGAUUACAGCGUCUGCAAGGAAGUGGUGGAAAUGGAAAAUUAUGUCGAUGUAUUUUUGAGAGAAUUCAAAAUAUUUAUGAAAUAUCAUUGGAGACCAGUAUCGGAUUCUUUUGAAAUUCACCAAUUCGAAAAGGAUGGUGAACAAGUGCUCAAAGAAUUAACUAAAAUUGGAAGUGUUUCUACCGAUGAAGUGGUUUUUUAUGAUUGUACCCUCGACCAGAUUGCCAAAUAUUUACCAUUUUUCAACUUAAAUCAUUUGAUCAAAAUUCGAAUGGAAGGCGACUUCAAAGAGGAAGAAGAAGAAGAGGAAGUUGAAGAAGAUGAUGAAGAAGAAAAUGAGGUAGAAGAAGAAGAAGAAAAUGAAGAAGAAGAUGAGGAACACGAAAUCAGAAUGGUGAAUUUUCAAAAAAUCAAACAGUUGGAGCAGUGGAAAAAAUCAAAAUGCGUGGAAAUUGAUUCAGUGUAUUCUUUUAAUUUCCAACAUUUCUUACAUUUCGAGAAAGUUGAAAUUGUUUGCCUAUCAAUGCCAAUUCAAAAUAUUGUUUUACUAAAAGAGCAGUUCCUGGCGUCUUCCACAUUGACUCGUUUCGAUGUACAAAUUCGAAAAUUUCGUUAUUCUCGUAGGGAACGCAUACUUAGAGAAAGGAUUGGGAUUCAUCAUAAUUAUUUAAGUGAUAUACUCUAUCCAUCAUUUGGAUCGCCUUCACUUCCAGUCACUUGGAGGUACGCACGCAAAAUUUGGUUCUUUAGAAUUCCGGAUAGUGAGAAGGAAAUAGUUGAAUUAACUGCAGAGGAUGAAGAUCAUUUUAUUUUCCGGCGGAUUAAAAUUCAAGAUGUUCCAGUUGGCGCUGUUAUCAAAGACUAA